AUGAUUGAUGUCCGCAAGGGCCAGCGCAAGUCGAAGCGGGUGAACCCCAAGUCCACGAUGGCCUCCAUCAUAAACGCCCACCGCGCCGAGGCGCAGAAGGCGAAGGAGGAGCUCGACAAGGACGACGCCUACACCCCGCCGCUGAUUUUUCUCUUCAGGACGGACGACACGAAGAAGCAAGCGGCGCGGCGGCAGGAGCAGAUCGACGCCCAGCUCGACGCGCUCAGCGCCUUCGGUGAAUUCCGAGCGUGUGUGCUCGAUGGCAUCAAGUCCCGCCACUGGACGCGCUACAUCGACUCGCCAACUACGCCAAACAGACCCGCUCCUGACAAGGCUGAGAGCGCCUCCUCGGGAGAUGCGCCGUAUACCACGUACGUGGCCGUGGCAGCCGCAGCACCUGUCGACCCCGCGGUCGUGUCCGCCAAUGGUACCGGUGAUGCGCCGGCUGCCGCUGUGCCUCCGCGUGUGUCGGCAGCCGGCGUAGCGGAGGGCACCACGGGUGCUGCCAAAGAGGCCGACGACAUGGAGGGCGAGGAUGAAGAAGUGUGGGAAGAGGUGGAGGUCGAGGAGGGUGAGGAGGUCGUCGAAGGGGACGACGGCGGUGGCGGCUGCACAAACAGUGCUGCUGAUAACAACGGCGCCGGCGCCUCCCAGUCCUGCGAAGCAGCCACUUACGUGGAUCACGCGGCGGCGCCGUCCAGGCGGGCGAACGAGGCCCGCACGACAACGCCGGUGGAUGAGAUCAUCACAGCGCCAUCGACAGCAAAGAGGAGCGUUAAUACGGUUUGGGCCCACGUGACGAGCCAAACCCACUCUGGAGACAGUGAUGCCAGUGCUGCAGCUCUGGUGGCCGCUGCAGAGGUCUUAUCAAGAAAGCAGGAUAACACGGUCGAAGAGGAAGUAGUGGGUGUGGCGGAUUUGGACGGCGAAGACGUUGCCACCGACGCAGCAUCGCCGGCGGCGCCAAGCCCGACUGACUGCACGGACAACGCAGAUGGUGUCAGCAUCCCUGACGCGCCACGAAGGAGCGGACCUGAGCGCAACAACGGUGGCAGCGUAUUCCUCGCCGCAGCUCAUACACCUCCACUAGCGGAAGCAGAUGCAAAAGCGGCUGCUCUGGCGCGCUCAACGGAUGCAGAGACACUGCUCUCUCUGGAAGAGCUGGAAGAGUUCGACAUUGAUGGUCCUUUAAGUGAAGGCAUUGCUCCAGAAGCACCUGCAGCAUCGGCUGUGUCAGCGUUGACCGAUGCCGCGCCCAAGGCUUUGAGCGCCGCAACAACGAAACACGCAGAGUCCAGGGCAACAGAGCAUGUCGCGGCUGUAAGCGUGUCGGGGGAUGACGACGUCUCUGCCGCUGGGGAAGCAGCGGGAGAAGAGUCAGCUAGUGUCCCUACCAGUGCGCCGCCGGCACUAGACACCGCUGCCAAAUCCCUCACGGAGGUGCUCCAGGAGAAUGCAGCGGCAUGUGUAGCGGCGGGAGCAGCAGACGAUGGGCCGGCGUUGACCGCCUCCGAAGGUGACAGUGCAGACACCGAAGUGGAGGGAAAGGACGCAGAAGAAGAGGCAGUAGCGACCACAGCCGCCGAAGACAACGCGGACGCAGCGACUUUCAGCGUCGCUGCGCCCGCGACCCCCAUGUCACGGCCGAAGCCAUCUAUUUCCAUGCCGGUGUACCCACAAGUUGUAUCACGGCUGUAUUACGGGGCGACGACGGUGUACCUCUCCGACCGCGCCUUCAUUGAGCUGCCUCCCACCGCGAACGUGCUCGUGAUCGACCAUCUAGAUUGGGACGAUGCUCACCUGGCGGCGAUCGAUGCAGCGCUGGAGCAGGUUGACCCAGUCGCCGGGCACGUACUGCUCUACCCAGAUGCCUAUGCACCGCAGAGCGAGCACGUGAUAGGGAACAUACAUGCAUACCGCCGCUCCCUUCUGCCCUUCAUCUUCGUAUUCCGCACCCAGCUCUCCAACGAGGCCGCGAUGGCCCUGCAGCGCCGCCUCGCCAACGCCCUGCAUGUGCGCCCCACGUUGAACAGUGCCGCGCAGCAAUCGUUGAUGGCGGGGCAAAACGAUCGCACGUCUGUGUGUGUGCUCAGCGCCGCGGAGAGCGAGAGAGGCGGCGAGAACCCGAUGCUGGCACCGCAGCCGCGCAAGGCGACUCCAGCAUCACCGAAGCCUUCACCAGCGGAACUAGCGCGCGCGCGCAACGCCACGGCAACAACGGUGGCGGAAGCACCCCGGCGCGCAACCAAUGCGCCGGUCAGCGAGAGCAGCACCGCCGCGACAGCCUCAGCGUCACCCUUACCUCGCACACCCCCAGGGGCAACGGAAGGGAAGCACACGGGUGCCAGUACUCGCGGCGUGGCAGACGAUGCCGUUCAACGUCUGUGGGACGUUCUCAACAGCGUCUCCUUCGAUGCCUCCUCCUCGAAGAAGUCGGUGGCGUCGGCAGCAGCGCCGAGCGCGCAAGUGGAGGUUCAGCGAAGCCACCAUGGCGGCUGCAACGGAAAUAGCGGGGCGGCGGCGGAAUGGCAGCAGCGAAUCUCCGUGCCAGGCGCCUCCGCUGUCCGAGGGAACGCUGAUCAAGCAGAGCCGGUUUACAGGCGCCCUGUAGACACCACAACUAACAUACUGACUAGCACCAGCGACACCGGAGAGACCGGCAAUGGGCACAUUACCGCGAGCACUGUUGUGGACGACGCUGCAUCCUCACAGCCGUCUCGACUUGCAUACGCGUCGAGUCUUCUGAACGCGGAAGUCGCCGCCCCAUUCCUCAACGCGAGCACGAGAGCCGAUGCAGCCGGCGGCGCAAUCGCUGCACACCGAACGCCUCCUGCGACGACGCUGCUGGCCGAGUCGGCCGAAGUACACGGGAGCACCGCCAUGAUCAAGGGCGGCCUCUUCAACUUUGGUGCCAUCACUUUCGGGAGAGAUAAUGGGUACUGCACCGCAGAGGUGCCGCGGCCUCGACGAGCCUUCAGUUCACGAUGGGGCAUGAACGAUGAUGACGACGACGUCGACAGCGAGCAUAACGCGACAGACGCGGCAGACGGUGCAGCAACGAGCUCAGCUCUCGGUAGUGUGAGUGAUUUGGGCCUGUACCCCGUUAGUGAGAGCGUGGCUGCCGCUCGUGCGGAAGCAGCACGCAUCAACAGCCAAUGCGGCGGUGGCAGUCCGUUCACUGAUGAAGAGAUCGCCAAGAUCGAGGAGGAGAUCAUCCUCGCGCAGCUUAGGAAGCAGGAAAGGAAGGAGCGGCGCAGCGAGGCGCGCAGGGCGAUGCGGGCGAAGGUCAAGGAAGCCAAGUCACAGUUUUCCUGCAAGACGGCAUCAUUGCCAUCGCCAUCGUCGUCGCCUGUGUCGUCCGCGCCCUCCAGUCCCAAGGGCUCGCGCUUAUGGAAACAGCGGUUGCAGGGCAGUCGAAGCGUGUCCGCCUCGUCGAAAGCGACCCCCACAGCGCGAGAGCAGGAGCUUGCCGAGGACGGUCUUCUGGAGGACUUCAGUAGCUUGCUUGUCAACCGCAACCGCGGCAGAGGGCUCAAGGCCGACAAGGUGAGGGUGUCCGUUGCGUCUGCGCCGUCUCGAAGAGUCGCGCGCUCUGCCCGCCGCACGCUAGCAACGGCGACAUCCUCGACCCGAAGAGGGGUCAGGCAGUAA
Leishmania major strain Friedlin is the source of this 3651-nucleotide messenger RNA. RefSeq lists its product as hypothetical. The transcript has a single exon. Bases 1 to 3651 code for a protein of 1216 amino acids. Lineage: Eukaryota; Euglenozoa; Kinetoplastea; Trypanosomatida; Trypanosomatidae. The record is from RefSeq and is a predicted model, not a curated record.